Talaromyces rugulosus is the source of this 1536-nucleotide messenger RNA. RefSeq lists its product as uncharacterized. The coding region runs from base 1 to 1536 and encodes 511 amino acids. The record is from RefSeq and is a predicted model, not a curated record. NCBI's taxonomy places the organism in Eukaryota, Fungi, Ascomycota, Eurotiomycetes, Eurotiales, Trichocomaceae. Gene Ontology annotation, molecular function: oxidoreductase activity, acting on paired donors, with incorporation or reduction of molecular oxygen; monooxygenase activity; heme binding. The transcript is spliced from 3 exons.
AUGGCGGACUUCUCAUGGGCCACCUCCAUCCUUGUCGCCGUCAUCACUCUUGUGCUCAGCAGAAAGCUGUUGUCGUUCGUCAGCUUCAGCGCCCGCUCUCGACGCAAUGGCUGCAAGGCGCCUGCGCGGUAUCCACACAAGGACCCGAUCCUCGGACUGGAUUAUUUCAUGACUCAAAUGAAAGAGCGUAAAGAGGGCAACUCGCUGGCAGGCCAACGCGACCGUUUUGCGCGUUUGGGCCACACGUACGAGGUGAAUUCGUGGGGUACUCGCACCAUUCAGACAAUGGAUCCGCAGAAUAUCCACGAAGUGCUAGUUACCUCCUUUGACAAGUUUGGCGUGCAGGAAAUGCGGCUCUCAGUCGGGAUGCCCUUUCUUGGACCGGGAGUCUUUUCGACAGAUGGGCGGUAUUGGGCCAUCUCGCGUAAGAUGAUCAAACCGGCCUUCUCUGUCAACCCAUUUAUUUCCGAUUUCGAAGCCUUCGACGUGCAUGUGGACCGCAUGCUGAAACGGCUGCCGAGGGAUGGGUCAACGAUUGAACUGCAGAGCUUGUUGAAGUUUAUGUAUUUAGAUCACUCGACGGCCAUGAUCUUUGGAAAGUCGACAGACAUUCUUCUGCAAAAGACCCUUGAUGAGUCUUCUAGUGAACUGCUAGAAACGUACUCAGCGGCAGUAUCACGACUUGGUCUGCGUAUUCUUCUCGGUCGUCUGUGGAUUUUCAAUGCCUGGGACAAGGCAUACGAAGCCCUUGCACGGCGGAUACAUGCUGUAAUUGACAAAUAUAUUGACGAAGCAAUUGAACGACGACGGCGGCGGCGAGAAAAUCCUUUGGGCCAGCCUGAUCCAUACCAGCGUAGUAUAGUCGAUUCACUUCUCGCAAUAUCCGGUAUCCGUGAAGAAGUUCGCGACCAACUUGUGAAUAUUUUCCUACCUGCUCGUGAUGCGGCAGCUGUUGGGCUGAGUGCCUGUUUAUUCCAUUUAGCGCGGCAUCCUGAUGUGUGGAAUAAAUUGAGGGCCGAGGUACUCUCUAUCCAGGGACCUCUGACUCGCCAGGCUCUUCUGUCUUUGCCAUAUAUGCAGGCUGUCUUAAACGAGAGUCUCCGGCUCAAUUCCCCUGCCGCUGGAAACCGACGACGGUGUACCCAAGACUGUGUCCUCCCUACAGGCGGCGGCCGCGACGGCAAAUCCCCCGUUUUCGUAUCCAAGGGUGACGGCAUCGAAGUAGUCAUGGGCGCGAUGCACUAUGAUCAAGAAAUCUGGGGUCCUGACGCCGACAAAUUCCGCCCAGAGCGAUGGUUAGAAGGAAGCGCCGAGGAACUGAGUUCAUUCUACAUGCCAUUUUCAAUCGGCAAGCGCAUUUGUCCUGGUAAAGAUCUUACGCUGGCUGAAAAUGCCUAUGUGAUUGCCCGGUUGAUGCGACAAUUCAAAAGUCUGGAGAAUCAUGAUCCAGUGAUGGAGUUUGUGGAACUGAGUAAAUUGACCACGGAGAGUCGAAAUGGGGUUUUGGUUGGUUUAAUACUGGAAGAUGCUUCAUGA